AUCAUUAUUAUUGAUUACGUCUGACGUAUUGGAAAAUUUGGCACCGAUUUUUUUGCAAUCAUCGUGGAAGUUGACACGCUUGGUUUGCUUUCGCCGACCACAUAAAAUGACUUGGCGGCCCAGAUCAGGCCCCCCGGGUCUUGGCUUCGACACCUGUGACGCAAGGGUUAAAUGUGCGAAACAAUUGCGCAGGCUCUCGGUUGACCAAGUGGAGCCACGACACACAAUGGAGACAUCACCCGGGCCCGCCUGCAGCCAAACGUUACGCAAUCAGCGCCGCACACUGGGACAGCACAGACCUCCAGUGUGCUGCAGAAUUGGAUGAACUGGGAGCGAGAGGGGCUGCACUGGGGUCCGGGCAUUUGCUUCCAAUAUUUGGUGCCAUUGGGGGAAAAACUCAUUUCACGCUGCCCGCCGCCUGAUGCAUGUUGCAUAAGUCAAACUUGAACCUUUCCUUUUGUGCAACGUCAUGACAGGCGACACGACUCAGCAGAUGAAGAUGGAGGCGGCCAACGGAGACGGCACAGCCCUGAACAUUGCACUCAGUCCAGAGGAGGAGAUGACAGAAAGGGGAGAAUGGGCCAGCAAAAUGGAGUUUAUUCUAUCCGUGGCCGGAGAAAUUAUCGGCCUUGGGAACGUGUGGCGUUUCCCCUAUCUUUGUUACAAGAACGGCGGAGGUGCUUUCUUCAUCCCGUAUCUCAUUUUCCUGUUUACUUGCGGCAUCCCCGUUUUCUUCCUGGAGACGGCGCUGGGACAAUACACCAGCGAAGGCGGCAUCACCUCCUGGAGGAAGAUUUGCCCUUUGUUUGAAGGAGUGGGUUAUGCCACGCAAGUGAUCGUGGCCCUGCUGAACAUCUACUACGUCAUCGUGUUAGCCUGGGCCAUCUUCUAUCUGUCCAACUCUUUCAGCUGGGACCUGCCGUGGGCCUCGUGCAACAACACCUGGAACACGGGUUCCUGUGUGACGUUUCAGACGAGGAACAGCUCCGUCGGCGCCCUCGGGAAUGCGACCUCUGCGGUCAUUGAGUUCUGGGAACGCAGGGUGCUGAGAAUUUCCUCGGGUAUCGAUCACAUUGGCUCCUUGAAUUGGGAUUUGGUGAUCUGUCUGGCCAUUGCCUGGAUCAUUUGCUACUUCUGCAUCUGGAAGGGAGUCAAGUCCACUGGCAAGGUGGUUUACUUUACAGCCACGUUCCCAUAUGUGAUGUUGGUGAUCCUGUUGAUCCGAGGAGUCACCCUGCCGGGAGCGUCGCGGGGGAUUCACUUCUACCUCUACCCAGAUUUGGGGCGGCUUUCUGACCCACAGGUGUGGAUGGACGCCGGCACUCAGAUCUUUUUCUCCUAUGCCAUCUGCCUCGGUUGCCUCACCGCACUGGGAAGUUAUAACAAGUACAGCAACGACUGCUACAGGGAUUGUUUGUCUCUGUGCUUCCUGAACAGCGGCACUAGUUUUGUCGCAGGCUUCGCCAUUUUCUCCAUUUUGGGCUUCAUGUCGUACGAACAGGAUGUUCCCAUCUCAGAGGUGGCCGAGUCUGGUCCAGGCUUGGCCUUCAUCGCUUAUCCACGUGCUGUGUCCAUGAUGCCUUUCUCGCCUCUGUGGGCCUGUUGCUUCUUCAUCAUGAUUGUCUUUUUGGGACUGGAUAGUCAAUUUGUGUGCGUGGAGAGCCUGGUGACGGCCGUGGUCGACAUGUACCCAUCCACCUUCCGGCGCAAACACCGCAGGGAGCUCUUCAUCCUCGCCGUUGCCGUGCUCUCCUUCCUCAUGGGCCUCAUCAUGCUCACUGAGGGAGGAAUGUACAUCUUCCAGCUUUUUGACUACUACGCAGCCAGCGGGAUGUGUCUGCUCUUUGUGGCCAUUUUCGAGACGGUUUGCAUCGCGUGGGUUUACGGCGCAGACAAUUUCUAUGACAACAUCGAAGACAUGAUUGGUUAUCGUCCGAGCGCUGUCAUUAAGUACUGCUGGCUGUUCUUCACCCCUGCAACCUGCUUUGGAACAUUCGCCUUUGCCUUGAUCAAAUACUCCCCAUUAAAAUACAACAAUGAUUACGUGUACCCGUGGUGGGGCUACGGAAUUGGCUGGGUCCUCGCCCUAUCAUCCAUGCUGUGCAUUCCUCUUUGGGUGGCAGUUCAACUCCAUUCCACCUCUGGGUCACUACGACAGCGCCUCACUCGACUGAUCACCCCUUGCGACAAUUUACCCAAGUGCAAACGGCAGCGGGAGAACUUGUUUUCUGACGGCCUCCAUCGGAAGGCGCCUCCGAGCAAAGACAGCUACUCGCCCGUCCACCAAGUGGAGUCCAAUUGCUAGAGACUGCUGGGUCAAAGUUCAGUCUGACACCCGCCCAAACACGUAAUGACAUACCUCAUCAGGGCAACGGACUCUUGGGACUUAGCUGAUUGACUGUCUUGAUACUGCUGAUUUGGUGCUCAUGCAUAAUUUGCAUGGUUUCAAAAUUUGGAUAAACUGUCAGCAUCUCAUUGGCAAUUGCAGAGUCACAUCUGGCUAUUAUUGUGACAAAAAAAAAAACAACCGUCGUUGUCCUCUUAUAGUCAGAUUAUUUUUCUUUUUUUUACAUAAUAAAAGUGUACACUUGUAUAUGUAUAAUGUUUUAAAGUUAGUUUAGUUUUUAAAACAUUUCAUGUGUUGCGUAUAUCUGUAUUGUACUGCUUCUGUGUGGCCAAGAAUAGGAGCAGCACAAUGUCAAUGGGCAUUGAAGCAUAAAAUCACGAUGUAUAAAAUGUUUAAUUCAUUACA
Molecule: messenger RNA, 2752 nt
Organism: Hippocampus comes (tiger tail seahorse)
Lineage: Eukaryota; Metazoa; Chordata; Actinopteri; Syngnathiformes; Syngnathidae
Gene: slc6a13
Product: solute carrier family 6 member 13
Exons: 16
Coding region: 470-2305 (611 amino acids)
Biological process (GO): nitrogen compound transport; sodium ion transmembrane transport; amino acid transport
Cellular component (GO): cell projection; plasma membrane
Molecular function (GO): gamma-aminobutyric acid:sodium:chloride symporter activity
Source: RefSeq, a predicted model, not a curated record